Messenger RNA from Papilio machaon (common yellow swallowtail), 1383 nucleotides. RefSeq lists its product as uncharacterized. The coding region runs from base 1 to 1308 and encodes 435 amino acids. The transcript has 3 exons. Lineage: Eukaryota; Metazoa; Arthropoda; Insecta; Lepidoptera; Papilionidae. The record is from RefSeq and is a predicted model, not a curated record.
AUGCGAUCUCCGUAUUACGUCGGCGAAGAUGUCAAGAGACCGAAUUCCGGUCGGUCGGAGAGACACCGUCGUUCAAUGUAUUACAAUCCUAAAUUAAUGAAAAAUCCAUUCUCAAGGAGUAGUGCUAGCAGCCACACCUCAUUUGAAAAGUUCCUACCUUAUCAAGUGAUCGCUACUCCGUUUUGGGAGGAAGAAAAGAGUUACGAUUCAAAUUCAACUCGUUGCAGUGCUCUGCCUUCUACCUCUUCCGGAUUUUGGGAAUACCUAACCGAUAAAAUUACUAGAAAAACCAAAGACGGUGAUCGUACUAAAAGUUGUAAGUGUGGACAAUCUGCAUCAUUCAAUUCGAGUGUAGGCGUGGAUCCGGAUUGUUUAAAAGUUGCAGAGUCAAUUAGUGAAACGGAGAGAAAGGUCAAUGCCAUAUUAACAAAUCCAGGAGAGAACACGGAAGAAUCUACAAAAGAUGCCCGUUCCAAAAAUUGUACUUGUGACUGCAAAAAAAAUAAAAUUGAGACAGUUAUACCACAGACUAAAGAUGUGCAAACAUGUUCACGUAAAAAUGCACCUUGCAAUAAGUGCAAUAAUGACAAGAUUAAAAAUGACAAGCGUUCAAAAGAUGCUGAUGAUUCAAAAUCAACUAAAGGAGACGAGCCAUGUCGAGCGCCGCACGAUGAGGUUGUCGCAAAACUAAAAACGAAAUACAACGGCGAAAUAUUAUGUAUACACAAUCCUCCUUGCAUUCUUAUUAACGGUUGUCUCAAUUUGCCUGCAGCUAACGCAAAUCAGAAGCCUCCAGUGGCAGUUUGGCCAGUCAGUCAAAUGAAGAAAAAUAGUAGUUAUAAUUUCUGUAAAAGAAUCUGGACCCAAAAAGAUAAAGCAGACGAACAAUAUGAAAUUUACGGUGUACCUUUUGUAUCGUCGAGUGAAUGUCAAAUACCAUUGACUAAGAAAGAAAGAAAUAAUCGUUUCGAUCAGAGACCUAUUUGUGAAUUAGUGAAACUGUCUUGUAAACCUAAAUACGGUGUCACUGCGGUCAACCCUCGUGUCCAUGUUGCGAUGCUUAGGAAACAGCCUAAAUGUUUAGACCCGGCAAACAAGAAACAGAAAUCUAAAUAUUCCCAAGCCGCAAACUCACCGAAAAAAAUUAUACUACAUCGUGCCAGGAAUAAAGUUACGGACUUUUUACAAUCAAAAACCGAAAUGUUGUAUCCCGUUGAACACGACGAAAAGAAACCAGGCACUGUACCUGUAUACCAUAAGAACAGAUUACUUAGAAUGAUACAGGUAAAACGAUCCGCCACCAAAUGAGCGCCCCUAGCGGCGAACACACGCACUACUGGACACUACAGCAACAAAUAACUCAUCACAAGUAAUGUAGAGACA